AUGGUUCAGGUCAGUUCUGGGAGAACUCUUGUAGACCUGACUGUCCGAGGACUCGCGCCAGGCACGUAUCGUGCCACAAUACGUCAAUAUGGGGAUCUCAAACAUGGGGCCAAGUCGACAGGACCUGUCUGGUCUGGGGAUCAGUCCGAACGUAAUGGUGUCUUGGGCGAUAUUGAUGUUGGUCAAGAUGGGCGAGGUGCUGCCUUUGUUGACCAUCCUUUUCGGAUUUGGGAGGUGAUUGGCCAUGCCAUGGUUCUAACACGACAAAAUGAGGCAGCUGGGCCUCUCGAAAAUGACGACAACACCGUGGUUGGGGUUAUUGCUCGAAGUGCAGGUGUAUGGGACAACGAUAAGACGGUAUGCUCCUGUACUGGAAAGACACUGUGGGAGGAGAGGAGGGACGAAGUCCGAAAGGGCAUGCUGUAG
Molecule: messenger RNA, 426 nt
Organism: Metarhizium brunneum ARSEF 3297
Lineage: Eukaryota; Fungi; Ascomycota; Sordariomycetes; Hypocreales; Clavicipitaceae
Gene: CCS1
Product: Superoxide dismutase 1 copper chaperone
Biological process (GO): superoxide metabolic process
Cellular component (GO): cytoplasm
Molecular function (GO): copper ion binding; superoxide dismutase copper chaperone activity
Source: RefSeq, a predicted model, not a curated record